AUGGCACACGGGCUGACUGGAAAGGAAUCCGGCGACUUAGAAAUGCACAAGUCAGACAACAACACAAGGGCCUUCGUUAACACAAAGAAGAGGGGCUAUGAGGUUACCAGAGACCCCCGCCUUAACAAAGGCAUGGCAUUCUCCCUGGAGGAACGUCUGCAGCUGGGGAUCCACGGCCUGCUUCCACCUUGUUUCAUUACUCAGGACGUCCAGCUGCUCAGAGUACUCAAGAAUUAUGAAAUGAAGAAAGAUGACCUGGAUAGGUAUGUGUUUUUGAUGGGGCUCCAGGAACGCAGCGAGAAGCUCUUCUAUCGUGUGAUCAUGUCAGACAUCGAGAGAUUCAUGCCCAUCAUUUACACCCCCACCGUUGGCCUCGCUUGCCAGCAAUAUGGCUUGAUAUUUAGAAGACCAAGGGGGCUGUUCAUUACCAUCCAUGACCGUGGCCACAUUGCAACACUACUGCAGAACUGGCCGGCGAAAAACGUUAAGGCUGUGUGUGUGACUGAUGGUGAGAGAAUAUUGGGCCUGGGAGACCUCGGCUGCAACGGCAUGGGAAUUCCAGUGGGCAAACUAGCCCUCUACACAGCCUGUGGAGGCGUUCCCCCUCAGCAAUGCCUGCCUGUUAUGCUGGAUGUGGGCACAGACAAUGAGGCACUGUUGCAGGAUCCACUAUACAUUGGGCUCCGGCAUAAGAGGGUGCGAGGCCAGGCAUAUGAUGACCUGCUGGAUGAAUUUAUGAAGGCUGUGUCAGACAGGUAUGGAAUGGACUGCCUCAUUCAGUUUGAAGACUUUGCAAACUUAAAUGCUUUCCGCCUUCUCAGCAAGUACAGAAACAUGUAUUGCACAUUCAACGAUGACAUCCAAGGCACUGCUGCAGUGGCAGUUGCCGGUCUUUUGGCGGCUCUCCGGAUCACCGGGAGCAAAAUGUGUGACCACACAAUUGUGUUCCAAGGUGCAGGAGAGGCAGCAAUGGGGAUUGCUGAGCUGAUUACAAUGGCGAUGGAGAAAGAGGGCCUUUCUAAGGAAGACAGUUUGAAGAAGAUCUGGAUGGUUGAUUCUAAGGGCCUGAUUGUCAAGGGUCGAGAUCAUCUGACUCAUGAAAAGGAGAGGUUUGCUCAUGAGCACCCCCAGAUGAGGAACCUGGAGGAUGUGGUUCGUGAACUGAAACCCACAGCUUUAAUUGGUGUGGCAGCUGUUGCUGGCGCCUUCACAGAGAAGAUCAUCAGGGACAUGGCAUCCUUCAACCAACACCCUAUAAUCUUUGCUCUCAGCAAUCCAACCAGCAAAGCCGAAUGCACCGCAGAACAAUGUUACACAUUUACAGAGGGAAGGGGCAUCUUUGCAAGUGGCAGUCCGUUUGACCCUGUCACCUUACCCGACGGGAGGACCAUGCAUCCUGGUCAAGGAAACAAUGCAUACAUCUUCCCCGGUGUCGGCCUUGGCGUCACCGCCUGCGCUAUUCGACACAUCACUGAAGAUGUUUUUCUUACCGCAGCAGAGGCUCUUGCCCACCUAGUGACAGAAAAGGACCUGUCUGAGGGAAGGCUGUACCCACCUCUCAGCUCCAUCAGGGAGGUCUCUCUCGAACUUGCAGUCAAGAUAAUAGAAUAUGCCUAUGAGCACGGCAUUGCCACGGGUCUCCCAGAACCCUCUGACAAAGCAGCAUACGUGCGCUCACUAGUUUUUACCACUGACUAUGAUGACUUUAAUGUGGACUUGUACCGCUGGCCAGAAGACAGCAUGACACUCCAGUCAUGCAAACUUUGA
Messenger RNA from Nerophis lumbriciformis (worm pipefish), 1767 nucleotides. The record is from RefSeq and is a predicted model, not a curated record. NCBI's taxonomy places the organism in Eukaryota, Metazoa, Chordata, Actinopteri, Syngnathiformes, Syngnathidae.